AUGGGUUCCAUAGAGGUAUACGAUUAUAAACAAGAACAAUGGGUACAGGAUAAACCGGACCCGAAAAAGUGGUUACAACAUUUCAAAGACUUGAGGGACGGAUACGUAAGACCAGAUCAUAUUGGCCGUUACAUUGUAGGUAGCGGUGCUCAUCUUAGGAAAAUGGCCGAAUUAAAAGAGGAGCGAAAAAGGGAAGCAAUGAAACAAGAACAAAAAGGGGAAGAUCACCAAAUAGAGCCAAGUAAAAGAUACUAUAUAUGUGGCUGUCAGCAGAUCUAUGCCUUGGGAAGCAUCAACGAUGAAGAUGGACGUAGAAGCUCUUCCAAAUAUAGCAACAUAUAUCCUAGCAACAGAUACAUGUUCAAAGCUGCGUCUUCUUCAGCACAGAAUACAUGGACCAUUUCCAACCACCAUUAUAUAUCCCGGUUUAUACAUUCCUCAGCUCUCUUUACAGACUUAAAUCUUUACCAGGACUGUUUGAUUAAGCGUUCAUUUCAUUCGACAGUCUACCUAGCUAAAGAAGAAACAGUUGUAGAAAAGGCAUUAAAAAAUUUGAAAGACAAGAAUGCAAAGGAAAAAGUUAAACCUAAAGCACCUAUACCAGUUCCACAGAAUAGAUUUAGAGUCUAUGCUUUGAAAAUUUAUACAAAAUGGCAGAAAUUUAUAACAUUCGUAAGAGAACAUGGAUUUCGUGGAGUUCUGAAACAUAUGUGGGAAGAAAUGAAAUUCUAUAAAGAUGGACUUAAAUUGUUCUGGAAAGACUUGCGUAUUUGUAUACCACUUAGUUAUAAAUACUUAACCAAAGGAAGGUCAUCAUUAACUAGAAGAGAAUAUAGAUUGUUAAAACAGACAUUGGUAGACUUAUUACUGAUGUUCCCCAUAUUGCCAACCUUGAUCAUACCUUUUAUGGAGGUACUGAUUCCUGUCUUCUUGUGGAUUGGGAUGAUCCCUCAAGUUUUUGUAUCAAAGGAAGCUAGGGAUACAAAAAUGCGUGCCAAGCUACAGAGAAAAAUUGAAUCAGCUAAACUGUUGGUAGACAGCCUUCAUAAUAUGCCACUGAAGGCUAAGAGUAAAAAGGAUGACACAGCAUCUAGUGUGCAAGAAUUUACAGAAUUUAUGCACAAGGUGAAAAGCAGUGAAGUGAUACCAACUAUAUCAGAGAUACUGAAGUUUUCUCGACUGUUUGAGAACAGUUUGACUCUAGAUGAUCUCAGCAUCAGGCAGUUACAGGGACUGUGUAAGCUCCUUGGUAUCGGCUUCCUUAGUGACAUACCUAAUGUCAGGGUACUCCGAUUUCAGAUUGAUACUCGAAUGAGAGAACUUACAGUGGAUGAUAAGUUUAUAUUACGUGAUGGUAUUGAUAGUCUGACAACAGAGGAGCUUCAGGGUGCUAACAGAGCUCGUGGUAUGAGAGCACUUGGUAUAUCUGAGGAUAGGCUAAAACUACAGCUGGAACAUUGGCUUGAACUUCAUCUCAAGGAACAAGUACCUACUAGUCUUCUACUGCUAUCAAGAGUUAUGUACCUUGAUGAAAACCUGACUCCUGCAGAACAACUCAAACAGACCAUUUCAUCUCUUCCCGAGACUACUGUUGACAAAGCUAAAGUUACGUCCGCAGAGUCGAGUGGUGAGAAGGUGGAUAAGGCAACAAAGAUUAAAGUUCUUGAAGAGGAGACUAAGGCCAUCCAAAUGGAGAAGGAAGAAGCGGCUGAGGAAGAGAGAUUGGCAAAAGAGAAAUUGGAAAAACAACAUGAGGAAGAACGUCAAGCACGUCAUGCUGCAGAGGAAGAAGAAAAACGAAAACUGGCAGAACUUACAUUACAGAAGAUGGAAAAUCAACAAAUCAUUGACAAGCUUGCUCUUCAACUUAAGGAGGAGAGAGAGAAAAGUAUGGAUACUGCAAUGAAGGCUGAAAGGGAACCAGAACCUGAGCCAGAAGUAGAAGCUCCUGUAACAAUGGAACCAGCCGUAAAGGAACAGGAUAUUACAGAAGAUGUUAUACCAGAGCUAGAUAUGGCUGAACCAAUCAUUGAACAGCCGUCUGAAGAACCUGUAGAUAAAGCAGAGAAGAUAGAAGAAGAUCAAGAUAUUACAGCCCAGGACCUUGGAGAUAUUGAAAAAGCUAUUGAAGACCAAGCACAACAUUAUAAAGAUGAAAUAGCCGAAGUGGCAGAGGAAUUAGAUGAGUACAAAGAGGAUGUUGAGGAUAUAAAAGCAUUGUGUUUGAAGACUGAUUAUGAAAAGGAAAUAGAAGAAACCUUUAAUGCUAAAUUAUUGCUGAAACGUAUGGACAAGGUACUGAAACAGUUUGACACGUCGAUAUCCAAACUUCAA
Molecule: messenger RNA, 2334 nt
Organism: Mercenaria mercenaria
Lineage: Eukaryota; Metazoa; Mollusca; Bivalvia; Venerida; Veneridae
Product: mitochondrial proton/calcium exchanger protein-like
Exons: 14
Biological process (GO): intracellular monoatomic cation homeostasis
Cellular component (GO): mitochondrial inner membrane
Molecular function (GO): ribosome binding
Source: RefSeq, a predicted model, not a curated record